Messenger RNA from Lachnellula hyalina, 1353 nucleotides. RefSeq names its product Adenylate-forming reductase. NCBI's taxonomy places the organism in Eukaryota, Fungi, Ascomycota, Leotiomycetes, Helotiales, Lachnaceae. Bases 1 to 1353 code for a protein of 450 amino acids. The record is from RefSeq and is a predicted model, not a curated record. The transcript has a single exon.
AUGGCAGCAACCAGUACAGCGAACGAUCCCAGUAACGAAAAGGUCCAGAACCAGACAACAUCACGUUUCAUGAAAUGGCUUCGAGCCGCAUGCUCUGAAUACCGCCUUCUAUUCACAAUUGUCUUUGCACUUAACUUAGUUGGUGUCAUCGAAUUUCUUUUCAAUUGGGUUCGGAAAGGAUAUCCAAACAACAAAACAUGUGCCCUAGCGGUAUCCAUCAACCUGGCCAUCUCAAUCGUAAUCCGUGAGGAGCACAUCGUCAACUUGCUGUACGUCAUUUGCACAGCCGUGCCUUCCACUGCUCCAUUAUGGUUCCGUCGCCGGGUAGGGAAGAUCUAUCAUCUGGGAGGUCUUCAUAGUGGAUGUGGUGUAGCAGCGACUUUUUGGUUUAUUCUUCUAUGUGUCGAAAGCACCAUCAGCUUUUGCUCUACAAAAUCCAAGACCGCUGAACACUGGAUCCUCAUUAUCAUCGUCUACAUUUUGGAUUGUCUACUUGUGUCCAUGAUCGUCAUGGCUCAUCCAUCGAUCCGUGCUAAGCUUCAUAACGCCUUCGAGAUUGUUCACCGACUAGCUGGCUGGUCAAGUUUGGCUCUUCUAUGGACUCUCACGGUUCUUAAUACCGAUCUAAAUCGACGCUCCAGCCAGAAAUUAUCUUCCGCUUUAUUCGGCAGUCCCAAUAUCUGGCUUCUCUUCAUCGCUACAUUCAGCAUUAUUAUCACCUGGUUAAACUGCCGGAAAGUCAAGGUUGAAUCAGAACAACUUUCAAAACAUGCAUUACGCAUCAAGUUCGAUUACGCCACUCCUGGACCAGGAACAACCAUCCGUCUAUCUUCCAGGCCUCUGUUUGAAUGGCACGCCUUCGCCACCUGGUCUCAACCCGGCCAAAAGGGGUUCUCUCUCAUCAUUUCCAAUGCCGGCGAUUGGACAAAGGCCCUCAUCAACAGCCCACCCCGAGAAAUUUGGGCCAGACGAACACCAACGUGCGGAGUCCUCCGGAUAGCGCCGAUGUUCAAGAGUGUCCUGCUCGUCGCCACAGGAUCAGGAAUUGCCCCUUGUUUACCGGUCAUCAUGUCAAACAGUACCCGCAUCAAUCUUUUCUGGUCAACGCGAGAUCCUCUGACAACGUAUGGAACUGAGAUCGGGAACAUUAUAACGGCGCUGGGGAAGCGUGCUCAUAUUCACAAUACGUCGACGAUGGGAAGACCAUCAACAUUGCCGACAGUACUGCAGCUCUACAAGGAAACUGAGUCCGAGGCCGUGAUAGUCAUUUCCAACCCGAAGCUGACGACAAAACUUGUGGAGGAUCUGGAGUAUAUGGGUAUCCCAGCAUUCGGUCCAAUUUGGGACUCGUGA